AUUCACAUUCUGUACCGGAACGGUGUUAGUUUUUAGCAAUACCUUUACUAUAGAAAUUACGAACUCCGUCGAAGAUAACAAUUUUUACCAAUUUUCUAAGAUACAUUGUAUAUCACAUCUCAAAGGACAUAAUGGAAAAACAGACAGGUGAAAAACAACAUAGCUGCAUUAUCUGUGAUAGAUCAUUUACUCGAAACAGUUAUCUGAAAAUACAUUUGAUUUCACACAAUGGAGUGAAGACGUAUGGAUGUGAACUUUGUGACAAAUCAUUUUACCAGCAAAGUAAUCUUGAUACACAUAUGAAAAUACAUACUGGAGAGAAGAGAUAUCAUUGCAAACACUGUGGCAGCUCCUUUCCUUUUAUGAAUAAGCUUAAAAAACAUAUGAUCAUUCACACAGGAGUGAAGAGUUACCAAUGUGAACUAUGUAAAAGAUCAUUUUUUCAUAAAAGUAAUUUAAAGAAACAUGUGAUUAUACAUAAUGGAGAGAAGAGUUAUCAAUGUGAAUUUUGUAGUAGAGCAUUUUAUAGAAAAGAUUCUCUCACAAAACAUAUGAUGGUACACACUGAUGAGAAAAGUUAUCAAUGUGAAGUUUGUGACAAAUCAUUCUACCGAAAACAUAUUCUUGAAUCACACAUGCUUAUACAUACUGGAGAGAAAAGCUAUCACUGCAAGUUAUGUAAUAAAUUGUUCUCUCUGAAAUCUAAUCUUAACAGACAUAUGAAGUUACACAUGAAAGUAAAGAAAUAUAAAUGCAAAGUGUGUGAUGUUUCAUUUUCUUCAAAUAGUGAUCUUGAAAAGCAUACUGCAAUACACACAGGAGAGAAAAGUUAUCAAUGUGAAAUCUGUGGCAAAUUAUAUGCUAGAAUAGGUGACCUUAAGAAACACAUGUCCAUUCACCCAGAAAAAAUUAUUAAUUAUAUGUCAUGUGAAAUAUGCAACAAACUAUUUUCUCAUAAAAAUAGUUUAAAUGCUCAUAUAUUAACCCACACUGAAGUGACGAAUCAUCAAUGUGAAAUCUGUAUGAAAUCAUUUGCCAGAAAAGAUUAUCUGAAAAAACAUAUGACAACACACACAGGAGAGACUAAUUAUGUAUAAUAUAAAAUAUGUUAAGAAUAGUAGUCCCAAAGCACAUAUGGUGAGACAUGCUCGAGAGAAGAGAGCUUUUUGUUGAGAAAUAUGUGAGAGAUCCUGAAUUGUCUGUCACGAAUCAUCUUAGCAAUGUCCUAGCCGUAUGACUAUUCUUAGAACUUACUUGUGAGGAGGUAACUAUCGAAAAGUCAUUUUCUCACAAAUGUAAUCUUAAAAUGCACAUUACAGUACAUGCAAGAGAGAAAUUGACAAUUUCAGACUGUAUUCCGUGACUUGUGAUUUCAAAUCUCUUGAUUGCAAGAGAACACAUAUCAGCCGCUGAGCGGCACAUGUUUGACACAGAGUAUAUAGAGAGACUUUAAGCUUGAUUGCAAGAGAACACAUAUCAGCCGCUGAGCGGCACAUGUUUGACACAGAGUAUAUAGAGAGACUUUAAGUAUGCUCAAAAUGUGAGAGAUCAUAUUGUGUUCCAAAGACGCAUCGGUAUCAUCAUCAGUUGUCCUUAUUGUUACAAAAUGUUCAAGAGUUAUGUUAGAUACAUUUUUGAUAUGACAAUAUGUUUAAACUGGGUUCACUUUGUCAGAUAAAUAACUUGAAUAAAAGAAUAUGUUGUAAUA
This is a messenger RNA of Ruditapes philippinarum (Manila clam), 1708 nucleotides long. RefSeq names its product zinc finger protein 98-like. Lineage: Eukaryota; Metazoa; Mollusca; Bivalvia; Venerida; Veneridae. Gene Ontology annotation, molecular function: DNA-binding transcription factor activity; RNA polymerase II cis-regulatory region sequence-specific DNA binding. The transcript is spliced from 2 exons. Gene Ontology annotation, biological process: regulation of transcription by RNA polymerase II. The record is from RefSeq and is a predicted model, not a curated record. Bases 132 to 1097 code for a protein of 321 amino acids.